Molecule: messenger RNA, 1208 nt
Organism: Chionomys nivalis (European snow vole)
Lineage: Eukaryota; Metazoa; Chordata; Mammalia; Rodentia; Cricetidae
Gene: Amn1
Product: antagonist of mitotic exit network 1 homolog
Exons: 7
Coding region: 83-793 (236 amino acids)
Biological process (GO): SCF-dependent proteasomal ubiquitin-dependent protein catabolic process
Cellular component (GO): SCF ubiquitin ligase complex
Molecular function (GO): protein binding
Source: RefSeq, a predicted model, not a curated record
GUCAUCUGGGCUUCCGCGUCCUGCACGGCAGGAAGUUGGCUGUGAAGUCCCGCGGCGGUCCCGGCUCCAGAGGGCGGCCGCGAUGCCUUCGUCGCAGCUGGUCAGUCAACUGCUGGAACUAUGUCUCCGGUGCCUAAUAAUCAACAUUUCCAGGUAUAUCUCAGAUAUCAAAUAUUUGCCUCCCAACAUCAAAGAUAGGCUGAUUAAAAUAAUGAGCACCCGGGGCCGGAUAACAGAUUCCAAUAUAAAUGAGGUGCUACAUCCUGAAAUCCAAAGACUAGAUCUCAGGAGCUGUGAUAUCUCGGACUUGGCUCUCCAGCACCUGUGCAGAUGCAGAAAACUGAAGGCACUAAACCUGAAAUCGUCCAGAGAACAUAGAAAUAGCAUAACUUCAGAAGGAAUAAAAGCUGUAGCUUCUUCGUGUUCCGACCUUCAUGAAAUUUCUUUGAAAGGAUGCUGCAGUGUCACUGAUGAAGGAGUCCUUGCUCUUGCACUCAACUGCCAGCUGCUAAAGAUCAUUGAUUUGGGUGGCUGCCUAGGUAUCACUGAUAUGUCCUUACAUGCACUAGGAAAAAACUGCCCAUUUUUGCAGUGUGUUGACUUUUCAACUACUCAGGUGUCUGACAGUGGUGUGGCUGCACUUGUUAGUGGACCAUGUGCCAAACAAUUAGAGGAGAUUAACAUGGGGUAUUGUAUAAAUCUAACGGAUGAGGCUGUAGAAGCUGUCUUGACUGCCUGUCCUCAGAUACGUAUACUUCUUUUCCACGGCUGCCCCUUAAUAACAGCACAGUGACUGCACCUGAAUCUACUACUGUUUCAGCUACUGGCUGCAGCUCCACAAUCACAGCCCCACUGCUCAAGCCGAGGCCUGCAGGAUUUCUGCAGCCCCAAGAACCGUCUCUGCCUCUGCAGCCAAAUGUAGUUUUUAACUAAGUCUCUAUCAUUCUAUUUUGCCAGUAAAUGAUGGAAAAUGGUCAUCUGUCUAUUGGUUAAUAAAGAAACUGCCUUGGCCCUUUGAUAGGACAGAAAAUUAGGUAGGUGGAGAAAACAGAAUAGAAUGCUGGGAAGAAGGCAGUGAGGGCAGUCGCCAUAGCUCUCCUCUCCGAGAUGGAUGCAGGUUAAGAAUAUUCCUGGUAAGACACCACCUCGUGGUGCUACACAGAUUAUUAGAAAUGGGUUAAUCAAAAUGUGAGAGCUAGCCAGUAAGA